GGUUGAGCUGCGGUAAUGUCAGGCAGGCCCUCCCGCAAUGGAAGCUUUGAAUUGCCACUUUGCAGAAGCCCUCUGUCUUGGCAUUGGCGAGUAUGAACGCGACCAAUGCUUACCUCAGGCAGCUGCAGAUGCUGAAAACAUGGCAGCAGCAUUCAGAAACCUGGGGUGUUGCAAUGUAAUAUCAAGAACCACUCAGGAACCUUUGACAAGGCAAAAGAUUGUGGACCUUGUGUCGGGUUUCGUUCUUCGAACAAAGUUCCGAAUGCAGGACGCAGAGACAACUGGAUGGGGGACAUUGCUGGUGGCGCUUUUUGUGGCAUCACAUGGCAUGCACGCCCAUGCUAAGGAAUUGCCGUUGAUUGUUCCAGCAGACCUCACUUGCAGCUCCGACACGGAAGAACUUAUUGAUUUGGAUAGGCUUUUGCUGAAUGAACUUGCACAGGUAACACCUCCAAGACACAACCAGCGCACUUGUUGUGUUUGGAUUAUAUUGGAUACUUGUCGAUCAGGGCCCGUCACUGCUUGGCAGUGCCAGCCAUGCUGCAGCCUCCGGGAACAAAAUGCAGAUGUGCUUCGUGGCCCAUCCCCCCUCAAGACCAAGCUCACACCAGAUUUCCUCGUCCUUUUGGCAUGCGAUCGUGGUGGCUGGGCAUCUGAUUGCGACAGUCUUUCUUCUGCACUUGUAAAGUCAUUGCAACAAGACAACAUCAGCAUCAGGGAGGCAUGCGAAAAGGCGAUUGGUGCGAUCGAGCAGACUUCCCGUGGCCGCCAGAGGCCUUGGAUGCAUCAGCGGGCAGGGCCAACUUUUUCGAAUAUUCGAAAAGUGCUUCCUGCUCAGGUCCAGGAUCAGAGAAGCGUUGACCAGAACAACGAGGUGGAAUGUGUGCCAUCCUGGUUCUGGCUCGCCUUUGCUCUGGUUUGCGGGUUCACAAUAGCCUUGCUGGUAUUGAUUUGCUUCUUCAGUUUGUUUUACUACUUCAAGAUAACAGGGGCUGAAAACGUUGCAAAAGGCAAGGAUUGUCCGGGUGCUUCGUGUUUUUGCACAGACUGCAACCACCGAAACAUUUAUAGCAACGAAAAAAACAAAAACACGGACUUCUCUUGUAAGCUCUGGGAGGAGGGGCCUACACUCAACCGAUGCAGGAUUGGCCAGCUAUUGCACGUGGCCAAGAUUUUCCUGGCUCUUGCCAUGUCACGAAAGUCUGUGUGCAGGCUGCUUGGGGUGGUGCCGCCUUUAGGGAGGCUGCUUCGGAUCGUGCAUCGGGACGGAGCGACACCAUUGGACUGGUGCGUCGUUUUGGUGUCCGGCGUCAAUGUUCUCACUUCUCUCCCACUUCCACUGCAAGAACCCGAUCAUGUUGCUGUAGUCGCUUACGCAUACGGGAUUUUAAACUUUGCCUUUAUUGCUGCUUCAAUCUCGAUGCUGAUAUUGAUCCACGUUGAGUUCCCAGGCCUUUCGCUCUGCAGUUGCGGGCAAUUUGUUCCAAGAUUUACUUUUGCUUUUCUAGCAACCGCGCUGAUUGGGCAACUGGUGAUAUUUGGAUUGUCCCGCGCAAUGGUAUUUGUCAAUGCCCAGCAUGCCGGCAAGCAGGAAAUGUUGUUCUAUGCGUUUCAUGUGCUUACAGGAGCAGUCUUGGCUUUAGUUGGCUAUUUGAAAUCGAGAGGGAGCCAGGCUCCUGUUGCCAAGAAGUCUUACCAACUGCUUAUCGUGUCGCUCUGUUGGAUGCUUGUGGUGCUGGCAUGGCUCAUAACGAGCCAUUACAAUGAAGAAUUGAUGGCAGAUUACCACUUGUUGAGGGUGGUAGCAGAGAGAGUGUGUAAUUUUGGGAAGAUCCGUUUGAUGGUGUGGUUCUCUGAGCACAGCAUUCGGUGCACCCUUCUAAGACGUGGUUCUUUAGGUACAGCUGCAUGUAGGAUGCAUGCAGCCAAAGUUGUACUGGCCGAAAACUGUCAAGUUGAAAGGGCGAUGCAUGCCACCUUCUGUGAGAAGGAUCAGUUUCACGCGCUGUGAAUACAACAGCCAUUGCUUUUAGAGCUGUAGGUUGCUAAUGCUGACACGAGAAAUGAUGCGCCGUGUUGAGAA
Cladocopium goreaui is the source of this 2083-nucleotide messenger RNA. Lineage: Eukaryota; Dinophyceae; Suessiales; Symbiodiniaceae. The record is from the annotation of a GenBank genome assembly.